UUCAUACUGAUUUUAUUCUUCAAAACUGUACUACCCUUGUGUGUUAAUUUACAAAGUAUUGUUUAAAACCUAUUGCUUUAUAAGCAUUUAAAUAUAAAAAUAAAUAUGGCCAAGAUUAUAGUGAUAACUUUUUUAAUAGUUUUGUGCUUGUUAUUGGAAGUUCAGUGUGAUUGGAGUCCACUUUCAUCUCCGUAUGUAUCAGACUACCCGUGUACAGGAACUAACAGUAUUUUUAGUUUUUUUGAGCCUGGAGUGUCGUCUAAGGCCAAGACCCGUUAUUCUGUGUCCAUAAAUCUAAUAUUCCCCGCCAAUUCCUCCAUUCAAAUUUCAUUUGACUCAGAAGCUUAUAUCACUUUGCUUGUAAAAACGGACGAUAAAAGAUAUAGCAGAGUAACGAUGAAACCUGGUGUGGUGUUUGGAUUUUAUUAUUUUGCACAAGAAACUGGAUUUAAUUUUGUUGUAACUUCCUUCGUCCCCGGCAUAGUUCCGUAUAUAACAAGCGUUAUAAUCAACAAUGAGGAAUAUUGUCAAUAUCCAAAUGUGGGAUUCCUAAAUCAAUAUGUUGUGGAAACGUUACUAAAUGACGAAGAAAAGAACUGCGGUCGGCGUCAAGUACGAAGCACGCAGUUGAUGGUUAAUGGCGCUAAUACUAAACCCGGAGACUGGCCAUGGCACGUCGCUAUUUAUAAACAAGAAAGGAACAUCAUUAAGUAUAUCUGUGGUGGAACUCUUGUGUCUAAGAAUUUCGUAUUAACAGCCGCUCAUUGUGUGUCAGUGAGGGGUUCUGCCUUAUUGCCAGACACGAUAAGUGUUGUCCUUGGGAAAUACAAUUUAUUUGGAGGUGAUUUUGGGUCUGAAGAAAAGGAGGCUCAUAAGAUAAUAAUUCACCAAAAAUUUGAACACAGAACCCUAAACAACGAUAUAGCACUGAUCGAGUUAAAUACAGAAGUAACGUUUUCUGAUUACAUUCAACCUUCAUGUCUGUGGUAUAAGAAGGCGAUCGAAAAAUUACCAAGCAAUCAAAUUAUGGGAACGGUUGUAGGAUGGGGUUUUGAUAACAGUGGAACUCUUUCGCGUACACUUAAACAAGCUAAGAUGCCGAUUGUCUCGGAUAACGUCUGUAUCAGAAGUAAACCCUUAUUUUAUGCGAACAUUUUGAAUGGAAAUAAAUUUUGUGCUGGAUUUCAUAACGGAACAUCUGCUUGCAACGGUGACAGCGGUGGAGCACUUGUGGUAUUCGUACCAGAUACGGCUGAGGAUAAUGACAUAAGAGCUGAAGGAACUUGGCAUGUUAAAGGCAUUGUAUCGAUGACACUCUCUCAAAAAGAUGUACCCGUAUGCGAUCCUGAACAGUACGUUGUGUUUACAAACGUUGAGAAAUACAGAGUGUGGAUAAAAAGCUACAUCAAAGAAAAAGAAAAUGAAGAUAUUGAUCAAUAAUUGUGAAAGAACACUAAGACAACAAAAUAAUAAUAAACGGUUUAACAAGUUUUUGAAGCGUAACUAUAAAACAUAAUUAACUUUCUUAUAGUUAUAAGUCACAGUGAAUAAAAAUAUUGCUUAGUUUAUUUA
Molecule: messenger RNA, 1572 nt
Organism: Danaus plexippus (monarch butterfly)
Lineage: Eukaryota; Metazoa; Arthropoda; Insecta; Lepidoptera; Nymphalidae
Product: chymotrypsin-like elastase family member 2A
Exons: 7
Coding region: 106-1440 (444 amino acids)
Biological process (GO): proteolysis
Molecular function (GO): serine-type endopeptidase activity
Source: RefSeq, a predicted model, not a curated record